Molecule: messenger RNA, 1901 nt
Organism: Sebastes umbrosus (honeycomb rockfish)
Lineage: Eukaryota; Metazoa; Chordata; Actinopteri; Perciformes; Sebastidae
Product: major histocompatibility complex class I-related gene protein-like
Exons: 9
Coding region: 312-1430 (372 amino acids)
Biological process (GO): immune response
Cellular component (GO): external side of plasma membrane
Source: RefSeq, a predicted model, not a curated record
UCAGUAGGAGGUGUUUUUAUAGAAGUUGAUCUCUUAUCUGGAACAUAACCUGCUCCGGAGCAGGUUAUCUGUUCAGCAUCAGUUUUUGGCGAUCUAACCCGGUAAGAAUUGAUCCACCUUUGUAGGACGGAAAACCCUGAAGAGUUAACCCUGAAGUUACCUCACUAACCCCAAAUCCUGCUUCGUAGUACAGGCCUCUGAGGGCGGAUCCGCACCUCAGUCGACCAAGGUCCAAGCUUCUGACCCACAUCGAAAUAUUUGCUAGUCAGCUGACUGUAGCUCUCUCUCUCUCUCUUACUAAUCAAAACUAGAUGAAGUUAACUGUGUUGCUCAACUUGCUCCUCUUCUGUCACGUUGUAUCUACAGUGAAACACUCCCUGAAAAUUUUCUCUACUGCAACUUCUGGAGUCCCAAACUUCCCAGAGUUCGUGGCUGCCGUGAUGGUCGAUGAAGUGUUGUCGGGUUACUGUGACAUCAACAACAAGACCCCAGAACCCAAACAGGACUGGAUGAGGAAACUAUUAAAGGAUGAGCCACAACAACUGGAGUGGUAUUCUCAGGAGUGUUUUGGUAGCCAGCAGUUCUUCAGAGCCAACUUGUACAGCGUGAAGCAGCGCUUAAACCAAACUGGAGAUGCCCACAUUUUUCAGAGGAUGAACGACUGUGAGUGGGACGACGAGACUGGAGAGGUUGUUGGUUUUAGUCAGUACGGUUAUGAUGGAGAAGACUUCCUUGUGUUGGACCUGCAGACGCUGACAUGGACCACUCCAAAACAACAGGCUUUCAUCACUAAAUUUCGAUGGGAUAAUGACAAAGCUAGAUUAGAAAACGACAAACACUACUUCAUCAACAUAUAUCCUGAAUGGCUGAGGAAGUACCUACACUAUGGGAGGAGCUCUCUGCAGAGAACAGAGCGUCCCUCAGUGUCUCUCCUCCAGAAGACUCCCUCCUCUCCAGUCAGCUGCCACGCUACAGGUUUCUACCCCGACAGAGCCAUGAUGUUCUGGAGGAAAGAUGGAGAGGAGAUUCAUGAGGACGUGGACCACGGAGAGAUUCUCCCCAACCACGAUGGAACCUUCCAGAUGAGUAUUGAGCUGAACCUGUCAUCAGUCACACCUGAAGACUGGAGGAGGUACGACUGUGUGUUUCAUCUCUCUGGUGUGGUGGACGACAUCGUCACCAGACUGGACAAAGCAGUGAUCAGGACCAACUGGGUUCCCCCUGCAGGGUUCCCUGCUGGUCCUGUUAUUGGAGUUGUUGUAGGACUGCUGCUGCUGCUGCUGGCGGUCUGCAUUGCUGGACUCUUCAUCUGGAGGAGGAACAAUAACGGGUUUCGCCCUGCUAACACUGAAGUGAGGACUGGUGUGGGCUGGCCAGCAGACAGUAAGAGCUUUCUCUCCUGGGCUGGAAGGUGCUGGCUCAUCCUCUAAAUCUGUUGAUGAAGUGCUGGAGUCUGUGGGAGACUACACAAGAACAUGAGGUUUUGCUGUGGAGCGUCUGUCCAAGGCCAAACUGAGUGUGACGACAAGGCUGCCGGGUCCUGUGAUGUGUGCUACCUGGGAUUUCCUGUCUGCCAUGGGUUACUGUGACGUCACUAUUUUGGUGUGAGCGCCAUCUUUUGGCCAACUUGGACUACUUCAAUUCUUCCUUCAGUCCAUGAGGAGGAACCACAGAGACAUGGAAACAUGAUGCCUCUGACUGUUGGGGGAAAAAAAACAUUAUUCUGAUAAAGGAGAUUUUUCUAACAACCUGUCUAUAAUUGUGUCUUCGGCUCAUAUCUACUAUACAUAUUUACUGCACAGUGCAGCAUUUCUAGAGAAUUUGAAGCACUGAUGCCAUAAAGGCAAAACACUUUCAGAACCACACAGCACACAGUGUGAAUGAACCCAAAGAGGGAAUGU